AAGCUGUCUGCCUGUGCUUAUUCUGCAUUUCUGCGAUUUCUUCUUCUCUGGUAGGAUCAUGAAGCUCUCAGUACUCAACCAUGACUGUACAUUCCCUUCUUCUAUGCUUCCAUCUUCCACCCCUUACCCAGCCCACCAAUCAUCACCUGCGGCUUUAGUUUCAACUUUCAGAAGUGGGUUAUCCCUUCAACGGUUAGUUUCUUUCCCAAACCCUUCAUUGGAUAUACCCAAGAGGAGUUCCGAUAGAUGGGCUAUGAAAACCUUCGUAGCUUGCUCUGGAAAAAGGAUGGCUGAUGGAGAUUCUCCUGCCAAGGCGCUUCGCCGGAUUCUGGAGUCGCCUGGGGUCUACCAGGGCCCUGCAUGUUUUGAUGCUCUCAGUGCGAAGCUUGUGGAGAAGGCCGGAUUCGAGUUCUGCUUCACUAGUGGUUUCUCAGUUUCAGCUGCUAGAUUGGGAUUACCGGAUGCGGGUUUAAUUUCUUAUGGAGAAAUGGUGGAUCAAGGGUAUCAAAUUACUCAAGCUGUGUCUAUCCCUGUCAUAGGAGAUGGGGAUAAUGGAUAUGGGAAUGCAAUGAAUGUUAAGAGAACUGUGAAAGGAUUCAUAAAUGCUGGUUUUGCAGGGAUAAUUCUUGAGGAUCAGGUUUCCCCAAAAGCUUGUGGCCACACUCGUGGAAGGAAAGUGGUAUCUAGGGAGGAAGCAUUGAUGCGGAUAAGAGCAGCUAUUGAUGCUCGGAAAGAGAGUGGUUCUGACAUUGUUAUUGUGGCGCGAACUGAUUCUCGCCAAGCGAUAUCCUUCGAUGAAUCACUUUGGAGAUCACGUGCUUUUGCUGAGGCUGGAGCAGAUGUUCUUUUCAUUGAUGCACUUGCUUCAAGGGAAGAGAUGAGGUCUUUUUGUGAGAUUUCUCCCCUAGUCCCAAAGAUGGCUAAUAUGCUUGAAGGAGGGGGUAAAACACCAAUACUAAAUCCUAUUGAAUUAGAGGAGAUUGGAUUUAAGAUAGUAGCGUAUCCACUGUCCUUGAUUGGGGUCUCAAUUCAGGCGAUGCAGGAUGCACUUAGAGCCAUUAAAGGUGGUCGAAUCCCUCCUCCUGGAAGCUUGCCGUCUUUUGAAGAAAUCAAGGAAACCUUAGGGUUUAAUGCCUACUAUGAAGAAGAGAAGCAGUAUGCUACCAGCACUGAUAGGCUUUCUUUGCAGAGGGCUUAUUCUCCAGGAAGCAGCAGUAGGUACAAUAUGCAACGGAGUACUCAGGAUGAUUCUGAGAAAAGUGUUCAAAGUCUGCAGGAUCCUGUUGUAGAAGUGAUAACACCUGAUGUGUACAGUCCCUAUGGUGCAGAUGGUUCGAGGGGACCUUUUUCUGGGAUCUGGUCCCGCACAUUGAGAAUCAAAAUCAUCGGAAGAGACGGAUUUGAGAAACUUGAUGUCAGGAUUCCUGCUGGAUUCUUGGAAGGAAUCACAAACAUAGUUCCAGCUUUAGGAGGGGUAAACAUAAAAGCAUUGUUAGAUGAUGCAGCUGAGGAAACAGGAGGUAAGAUAUUGUUAGAUUUUAAUGACACCAUGGGUGACAGAAUUCAGGUAUUUUUGGAGUGAAUUCACUACAAACAUCCGCUUUGAGCUAUUGUGGCCCAAGAAACAGGUUUGCUCCAUACUUCAACUUAACAUGUAAAAACUGCAAUUAUUCUUGCAACUCAAAGUGGCUGUAUAAGGAACUGAUCUCCAUUCUACCUC
Telopea speciosissima is the source of this 1720-nucleotide messenger RNA. RefSeq names its product 2,3-dimethylmalate lyase. Lineage: Eukaryota; Viridiplantae; Streptophyta; Magnoliopsida; Proteales; Proteaceae. The transcript is spliced from 8 exons. Bases 59 to 1582 code for a protein of 507 amino acids. The record is from RefSeq and is a predicted model, not a curated record. Gene Ontology annotation, molecular function: catalytic activity.